This is a messenger RNA of Colletotrichum truncatum, 660 nucleotides long. RefSeq names its product histone H3. Gene Ontology annotation, molecular function: DNA binding; protein heterodimerization activity; structural constituent of chromatin. The record is from RefSeq and is a predicted model, not a curated record. Lineage: Eukaryota; Fungi; Ascomycota; Sordariomycetes; Glomerellales; Glomerellaceae. Gene Ontology annotation, cellular component: nucleosome.
AUGCCUGGUGCUAAGGAGCAGCAGAAACGCCGUUGGCGCCCUGGCACAAAAGCUCUCCGGGAGGUCAGGAACUACCAGAAGACAUUUGACUUCCUGAUUCCGAAGCCCCCAUUCCAGCGACUCUGGAAGGAAAUCUGCGAUGACAUCGACCCCUCCAAGCGCCUGCGCUGGCAGGCGACUGCUAUUAGCGCUCUUCAAGAGUCUUCGGAGUCUCUUCUCUUUGGUGUUUUCGACAAGGUUCUCCCAGCGCUGCAACACAACCUCAACAACUCGUACACCGCAACGAUCGGGAGAUCUCCCAAUGAGGUCGUAUACGGAUUCAAGCCUCGAAGCACUCUCGACGUCAUCGCGGAAAAAGACGCUCCAACCGAGUCUAUCGACGUCAUAAGAAAGAUAUACCAGGACGAGGCAGCGGCUUUGAUCGAUAUAGCGAACUCGCUGAGAAAGGAACGCUACGACAAAAAGCACUCAGACGUCAGAUUCUCCGUUGGCGACGAGGUUUGGAUAAGACUAGGGAAGGGCUUCCACUUACCUGGCCAACGCCAUAACAAGUGGACGUCACGACCAGAGCUCGUCAACGAGUAUGAGGCGAGAUAUCCCGUCGACGCGGAGGUUACACCAACCUACCGCUCCAAGCGACGCCAACAACGAAACAACUAG